This is a messenger RNA of Candidozyma duobushaemuli, 1935 nucleotides long. It is a transcript of the gene NHX1, whose product is annotated as bifunctional K:H/Na:H antiporter. The record is from RefSeq and is a predicted model, not a curated record. Gene Ontology annotation, biological process: sodium ion transport; vacuolar acidification; proton transmembrane transport. Lineage: Eukaryota; Fungi; Ascomycota; Pichiomycetes; Serinales; Metschnikowiaceae. Gene Ontology annotation, cellular component: late endosome; early endosome; fungal-type vacuole membrane. The transcript has a single exon. Gene Ontology annotation, molecular function: sodium:proton antiporter activity. Bases 1 to 1935 code for a protein of 644 amino acids.
AUGCUAGCCACUUUAGCCGCCUUUGUGGCCAAGCAGGCGGUUGUCGAAGGUGCAAAAGUGCUUCUAGGAAGGGAGGUACCUGAUGACGACGAAAUUCCCGAUGUCACGACGCCCGACCCCGAGGAAGAUGCUGAUCCGGUAACAGAGGAGAUGUUUUCGCUGUGGGCGCUAUUCAUCCUUCUAUUUCUUUUAUGCCUGGCGUUGUGGCUGUCGUACUACCUUCAGCAGAGAAGGAUCAAGGCCAUUCACGAAACGGUUUUGUCGAUUCUCUACGGAAUGGUGGUGGGUUUGAUUAUCAGAGUCGCUCCGGGUCACUACAUCCAAGAUGCCGUGAAGUUCAAGUCCGGCUACUUCUUUAACAUCCUUUUGCCCCCCAUUAUCCUCAAUUCGGGCUACGAACUACAUCAGGCGAACUUUUUUCGAAACAUCGGCUCCAUCUUGACCUUCGCUAUCCCUGGAACGUUUAUAUCUGCAAUGGUUCUUGGCGUGAUCUUGUACAUUUGGACAGCAUUGGGCGUGGACGGCGUCAAGCUCGAGUUUGUGGAUACUUUGGCCGUGGGCGCCACCUUAUCGGCUACCGAUCCCGUCACAAUCUUGUCGAUUUUCAAUGCCUACAAGGUGGACCCUAAGCUUUACACGAUCAUUUUCGGCGAGUCGCUUUUGAACGACGCCAUCUCCAUUGUCAUGUUCGAAACGUGCCAGAAGUUUCACGGCAAGAAAGUCACUUUUUCCUCGUUCUUCGAAGGUGUGGCCUUAUUCUUGAUGACAUUCACUAUAUCCACUUUCAUAGGCAUUGCCAUUGGUAUUAUCGUCGCCUUGAUCUUGAAACACUCCCACAUCCGCCGCUACCCGCAGAUCGAAACAUGCUUGGUUUUGCUUUUCGCCUACCAGUCGUACUUCUUCUCGAACGGUGCUCACAUGUCCGGUAUUGUCUCGUUGCUUUUCUGCGGUAUCACUUUAAAACACUACGCCUACUUCAACAUGUCGAGACGCACGCAAAUCGCCACAAAGUACAUUUUUCAGUUCCUUGCCCAGCUAUCAGAGAACUUCAUCUUUAUCUACUUGGGUUUGUCCUUGUUUACUGAGGUUGAGUUGGUGUUCAAGCCCUUGUUGAUUAUCGUCACCUUCAUCUCGAUCUGUAUCGCUAGAUGGUGCGCCGUGUUCCCUCUCUCGAGGCUCUUGAACUUCUUGUACCGUUCAAGAUUCGAGCGUUUUAGCAGAAACACCGUCAUGUCAGGCGGAAUUCUGUCGCAGUCACAACCCGAGGAUAUCAGUCAUUCUUACCAAAUGAUGAUUUUCUGGGCCGGCUUGAGAGGAGCUGUUGGUGUGGCAUUGGCGUUAGGUAUCCAGGGUGAGGCCAAAUGGGCCCUUCUAGCUACAGUAUUGGUCGUGGUGGUGCUUACUGUCAUCUUUUUCGGAGGCACCACCGCUUCUAUGCUUGAGAUCUUGGGUAUCAAGGUCGGGUGCGUCGAGGAAAACGAUUCAGACGACGAAUUUGAUAUUGAAGCUCCCCGCGUGACACUUGAUUCAACUCCAAACGUCAAUCUCAUGGGCAACAGGCGUUAUGGAAACGGCACAUACUCCGACACCAACACCAGCACAAACUACAGAAACACAAGCAAUACCAGUCUCCCGUACAUCAAGGGAUCGAGCCAUAGCUCGCGGAAUAACUCCACCCCAGAACUACCCACCCUUGAUGAUGAUUUGAACGGUAGUGAUGCUGAUGAUGUUUUCAAUGCUGGUACUAGAAACGCCGAUACUGCUCAUGCCACUACCGCAGCAGUUGCUCAGCAACAAACGAAUGGACUCUUAGGUGCUUUCCUCAGUGCCGAGGAGCACGCUAAGUGGUUUACUAAAUUCGACGAAGAGGUGUUGAAGCCGGUGCUUCUUGACAAAUCGCCAGGCCAAAACAACGACGACGAAUCCAACGUAUAA